AUGGCUGGUGAAAUAGCAACACCAUUAAUUGCAUUUGGAUGUGCAUUAAUUGUGUUUCUUUUUUUCAUCCUCUGUUUAGUGUCACAUCACAUCCUUUGUGGCCAAAGUAAACAUUCUCAAACUUUUCCACAAUUGCCUCCAAUCGAUUCACAUUUUUAUCCAGCUAGUCCACAUAGUAUGCAUAUAAAAGAAGAACCAUUACAAUGUAUUCAUGAAGAGAUUCAAUUAAAAAUGAAUGAGCCAUCAACAAGUAGAACAGAUAUUGGUGAUUUACUCAAGUCCCGUAUAGAAGCCGCUGAAAAUGAUGAUGAUAAUAAUGAAGAUAAUUGUAAAAAUAAUGAAUCACCUUUAGAAUAUGCAUAUGAAGGAUCUGAUGAAGAACCAUUUCAACAUGUAGAAAUAUGUUCUGAAAAUAACUUGAAUAAAAAUGAAUCACAAUUGUCAUCUGUAAAUAAUCCAUCAGGUUUUGAAUAG
Messenger RNA from Schistosoma curassoni, 474 nucleotides. NCBI's taxonomy places the organism in Eukaryota, Metazoa, Platyhelminthes, Trematoda, Strigeidida, Schistosomatidae. The record is from the annotation of a GenBank genome assembly.